Messenger RNA from Schistocerca americana (American grasshopper), 1020 nucleotides. Its product is annotated as calphotin-like. The record is from RefSeq and is a predicted model, not a curated record. Gene Ontology annotation, molecular function: zinc ion binding; nucleic acid binding. The transcript has a single exon. Bases 1 to 1020 code for a protein of 339 amino acids. NCBI's taxonomy places the organism in Eukaryota, Metazoa, Arthropoda, Insecta, Orthoptera, Acrididae.
AUGACUGGAAAGCAGAUCGCCGCCGCACUAGAAGGCCUGAUUAACGCGUUGGGCUUCACCGGCGGCCGCCAACGGCAGUCAAGGCGCACGAGAGGCCAGCGGCAAGGGAUGAUGCUCCAGUGCUACAACUGCCAGCAGCUGGGGCACACCGCGCGCGGGUGUAAGAACGCCGUCGCGUGCUUAAAGUGCGCGGCGGCCCACGACACCCGCAGCUGCACGAAACCUCGUGGGGUGGCUUGUAGCUGCGCGAACUGCGGCGGGCCACACGCCGCCAACUCGCGUAGCUGCGGCUACCUCCGCGAGUCACGCCGUCUACCCGCCGCACCACGCCCUGCGGCGACAUCAAGCGCCUCGACGGCCGCCCCGCCCCCCCGCUCCGGCGAGGGGUGCGAGCCGCGCCGUCUUGAAUCCGUCACCGACCACGCCGUGGCCGGCUUCCAAGCCGCCUUUGCGGCCGAAAGGGCCGCACUGAAGGAGGAGCUCGCAGCAGUCCAUCGCCAGCUCCAACAGCUGCGCGAUGAGCUGCGGGCUAACAAGAAGAAGCCGCCAGUUCCCGCCGCCGCCCCUGCCGUGAGUCGUCCGGUGGGGGUAGCCGUAGCCACGCAAACACCCGCCGCUGUGAGUCGUCCGGUGGGGGUCGACGUGGCCACGCAAACGGCAGCCGCUCCCCCUCCCGCAGCAAUGCAGGAGGUGGCGCCCAUGGACACGGAUGAUGUGCCGCCUCGGCUGCCACCCUCCGCGGUGGCAGCCGCCAGCAAGGGCGCUAAGGCGCCCCCUGUCUCCUCGCAAGCCGAGAAGCCAACGAAGAAGAGGAGGAUUCACCUGCCUUUUCCUGACGUGACCAACGUGCAGGUUGUCCUGAAGGACAUUACCGCGGCACUGAAGAAUGGGUCCUACCCCUACGCCGACCAACCAUAUCCCUUCACUCCGCCAGACCAGCCCAUACCUUCCCUUCCCCAUCGGCCGCUCCCCCUGCGCACCGUGACGCAUUUAUGGAAGUGCUCACAAAGAAGGAAAUAG